AGUCAUGUCAGACCACGAAGAAAUUAAAAAAAAAAGUAUUCCGUGGAUUGAUCAGAUUCAAUCGUUCAGUGAAUUAUAUCAUCGUGGAGAAGAAAACAAAGUAGAAUUGAGCCCAGGAAUAAAACUGGGAUGGAUCAAAGGCGUGACAAUUCCAUGUCUUCUAAGUACCUGGAGCGUGAUGAUGUUCUAUAACAUGCCGUUUAUUUUAGGGCAAGCUGGAAUAUUGAUCUCAAUCAUUAUUAUUUUUCUUUCAAUGCUUAUUAUUCUAUUCACCAAUUUUUCAUUGUCUGCGAUCAGCACAAAUGGAAAAAUAGAAGGAGGAGGUCUAUAUUCCAUUGUUUCCCAAUCAGUUGGUCCGGAACUAGGAGCGGCAAUUGGUAUACUAUUAUCAAUUGCUAACACUGUUUCUGCGAUUUUCAAUUCAUGGCUUCUUGUAUCUGUUUUAAUUUACAAUUUUAAUGCAAUUGAUGACACAAUAUCUACGAUACUAAUAGAUUACAUCACAUUAUUCCGAAUAGUAUUAAUAAUAUUUAUGAGUAUACUUUGUUAUAUAGCCAUGGAUAAUGAAACUAGAAUACAAUAUGCUCUGCUGAUAACGAUUAUUUUUGGUAUUUUUAACAUACUUAUUGGCUCAUGCAUUGGCCCAAAAACUAAUUUAGAAAAGGCAUCAGGCUUCACUGGAUUGAAUAUGGCAACGUUAAAAAAAAACUGGUAUUCAGACUAUAGGAUUGAAGACCAUGAGCAGCAACAUUUUUUUACAGUUUUCGCAACUUUUUUUCCAUGUCUAACUGGCAUUCACGCUGGAGUUAAAUAUUCAUCGGGAGAUCUUGAAGUUCCUAGUACUUCAAUACCAAAAGGAACAUUACUAUCAAUACUUAUUACUACAACGUCGUAUAUAUUAUUAACAGUAAUACAUGGAUCGGUUCAAUUGAGAGAAGCUAGUGGCAAUGAAACCGAAUUACAUGAUGGUUCUUUUACAAAUUGUUCCUUUAGAUAUUGCGAUAAAGGAUUGCGCAACGAGGGCUAUACAACAAUUUCCUUAUGGCCGAUUUCUAUAUAUUUUGCUUAUAUUGCAGCUACUAUUAGUAAUAUUAUAUCCACAUUAAUAUUUGUACCAAAGUUAUUACAAAUAAUGGGACAAGAUGAUGUAUUUCCACUUUUAAAAUAUUUAGCGAAAGGCUAUGGGAAAAAUAAUCGACCCUUUCGUUCCAUGAUUUUGUUAUUAAUAUGUAUAAUUAUUAUAGGUAGUUUUGUUAAGCAUUCUUCACACAUAUGGUUCAUGGCCUCAUUUUCGACAACUUGUUUUUUAUUCGCAUACGUCAUGUUAAAUUUGUGUACAUUUCAUAAUGCACAUUUUAAGCCAUUGUAUUGGAGGCCUUCAUACAAGAUUUAUAACAAAUGGAUAAGUCUUGCUGCAGCUGUUAUCUGUAUUUCAUUAAUGAUAUUUAUUAAUACAAAACUGUCAUUAAUUAUUGCUUCUGCUGUAUGUGUUAUAUACAUAAUUGCUCUAAAGAAACGCGAUUCUUCUAUGAAAAUACAACAAAUUAAAACGAUUAUAAGAAGCUUGUACAAGGCCGAUACUAUAAAAUACCAUAUUAAAAACUAUUUACCUAAUUUAAUAGUGUUUUCUGGAAAUCCUAAGUCAAGGAAAAAGUUAGUAUCCUUAGCUCAUUUGAUCACAAAGAAUAACGGUGUUCAAAUGUGUGUCAGCGUUGAAAAGAUAUCAAUAACACCGAAACAAAAGAAAAUAUACAUUGACAAAGGGUAUCAAUGGUUGAGGAGUUCUAGAAUCAAUUCCCUAUAUGUUGUCCUUGAUAACUUAGAAUUGGAUUUAGCAACUCAUAUGAUAUAUAGCUGUGGACAUGGACAAUUAAGACCAAAUAUAACAAUGAUUGGAUACAAGUCCGAUUGGUUAAAUUGUCCGUAUCAAGACCUUCAAACUUAUUUAAAUAUUUUCAAUGUUGCAAAUAUGAAUGACAUGUCAACAAUCGUCGUUCGUGUGUCAUCAACCGAGAGUUAUGAUGUUCAGAAUUUGUUAAUUCGUAACUUUAAUCACUUAGAUCACAAUGACGAUAUUUCGUGCGAAACGCAAUCAAGUCAAAAUAUUGGAAAUCAACAAAAAACGACUCCAAAAGAUGAUGAGGGUAUCAAUAUAUUAUUCAUGUGUUGGAUGGAAACGAUUACUAGAGGAUUGCCACCAUGUAUUAUAAUCAAUGGAAGUACAGAGCAAGUUCUUGCCGUCAAUUCUUAA
Diuraphis noxia (Russian wheat aphid) is the source of this 2251-nucleotide messenger RNA. RefSeq names its product bumetanide-sensitive sodium-(potassium)-chloride cotransporter-like. Gene Ontology annotation, molecular function: sodium:potassium:chloride symporter activity. The record is from RefSeq and is a predicted model, not a curated record. NCBI's taxonomy places the organism in Eukaryota, Metazoa, Arthropoda, Insecta, Hemiptera, Aphididae. Gene Ontology annotation, cellular component: membrane. Gene Ontology annotation, biological process: potassium ion import across plasma membrane; chloride ion homeostasis; potassium ion homeostasis.